AUGGCUCCAAUGCCAAUUCAAAAGCUGUUUUUGGAGUUGUGGAGGAGGUUGUUUGCGGCCAAACAGCAACUGGUCAAGCCAAUUACACAACCAUUCGCCUCUGUCAACAGUAGAAGCGUCAGUCUUGCUCCCGUUGAAGUUGUCCAAGCUGCUGUGCCACAACAAGGUGUGGAAGUAGAAGCAGUGGUCGCGGCACAAAAUCUGAUGCCUGCUCUACCACUGGCUCCAGAGCAGCCACAACAGCCACAACAGCCACAACAGCCACCACAGCCACCACAGUCACCACAACAACCAACAACACCCCCAAACCAACCAGAAGAACACAACAAUCAUACAAGAUCGGUCCCAGAUGAGCAACAGGCACCAGAACCCAUGACAAUGGGCCAACAGUCGGUCCUCCUAACUCCGCCGGCACAACAGCAACAGGGACCACAGCCAGUUGCAACUCAGCAUGGCUUCGAAUGGUUUGAUGAACCAGAUGGGGUUAGUAUUGGCAAUCUCAUUCGCCAGCGAGAAUGGCUGUUGAGGACUCCAGUGAAUGAUGAGAUCUGUGAUGGAUGUGACGCUGGUUUUUUGCUGCCGAGGUUGGACUAUUUUCUUCUUUUGUUUCCUUCGAGAGCCUUCAGUCUUAUACUGAUGGUAUGGCAUUGGCGGUCAUUGGAUCAAUGA
Molecule: messenger RNA, 669 nt
Organism: Cylindrotheca closterium
Lineage: Eukaryota; Bacillariophyta; Bacillariophyceae; Bacillariales; Bacillariaceae
Source: the annotation of a GenBank genome assembly